ACGCAGUUAUGUUCUGUGGUCCAAAUGUAAAUGCAUGUGCAUGUCGAAAUUGUUGGUCAGAUAUUUUUGAGUUAAUUUGAGUUAAUUUUUGAGAUUAAUUUUGAUUCCCAUUAAUAUAUUUCCACACAAUUGAAAAAUAACGUUGUCACAUAGCCCAUUCCUUGUUUACUUCACAUAUCUAACUAUGAGUGAUGAUGAUAGAGAUAUAGAUGUGGAAAGUGAUGAAGGAGAGGACUCUGAUUCCAGACAACCCAACAUACAAAGACAAAGCUCAGGCAAUCAAUACUACUCUCAAGCUGAGAAAAGAGCUCAUCACAAUGCUCUCGAAAGAAAAAGGAGAGAUCAUAUCAAAGAUAGUUUUAGUAGUUUACGGGAUACAGUACCUGCUUUAAAUGGUGAAAAAGUAGCCAGUCGAGCUCAAAUUUUGAAAAAAGCUGCUGAAUAUAUUAUGCUAAUGAGAAAAAAAAAUUCUUCUCAUCAGAGAGAUAUUGAUGAUUUAAAACGACAGAAUAAUCUACUAGAAGCUCAAAUUAAUCAAUUAGAAAAGGCCAAAGCAGCAGGGGUUUAUAGUUUUGAUUCAGGUGACAGGGAAAGUUAUAAUGAAAGUGAAACUGAUACAUCAGAUGGAGAGAUUCCUAUACAAAAAAAAAUCAAAAAAACAAAAAUUUCUCACUAUUAAUCUUUGAUGAGUGACAGAAUUUAAGAGGUACUGUCAAGAAUCCGAUUCCUCCAAGAGUGAUAUGGUUUUUAUUUUCAUUUUUAUUAUUGUUAUAAAAGUAGUAUUAUAUUUGUUUUACAUUCAUUAUAAUACAGACUGAGCUUUAACUUUCUGUAAAUUGCUUAUUAUAAGAUUAUUUUUUA
Molecule: messenger RNA, 861 nt
Organism: Harmonia axyridis
Lineage: Eukaryota; Metazoa; Arthropoda; Insecta; Coleoptera; Coccinellidae
Product: protein max-like
Exons: 6
Coding region: 185-679 (164 amino acids)
Biological process (GO): positive regulation of transcription by RNA polymerase II
Cellular component (GO): RNA polymerase II transcription regulator complex
Molecular function (GO): protein dimerization activity; DNA-binding transcription factor activity
Source: RefSeq, a predicted model, not a curated record